AUGACAUCGCCAUAUCCCCCGUCGAACUCAUUUUCACCGUCCGACAUGGCCACAGCACCGAACAGAUCCGUUUCCGACUUGCCGCAAGCCCAGGUGGACGCCAUCAUCCGCACAAAGCGCAAGGCGCGUGAGCCCAAAGCUUGCUACCCAUGCCAUGCGCGCAAGGUGAAAUGUGAUAGGAAUCUUCCCUGCGAUGGGUGUGUCAAGCGCGACCAUGCGGAACUUUGCUCUUACGAACGUCCCUCUAAGAAACGGUCGCAAGCUUUUCCCGAGAGCUCUGUUGGUGGCGCUUCAGCAGGGUCCUCAGCAGAACAAAAUGCUUCAUAUAGUUAUGACGAUAAUACGACACACGUGAAACCGGAGGCUAUUCAGCCUCAUCCAAGUCGAGUCAACGGCGCUCAUGCGCGAGGCCGUGUGUCUAUUCCUCGGGAGGAAUGGGAAAAUGUGCGCAACCGACUGCGGGAAAUGGAGUCCACCAUCUCCUCACUGCGAGUCGGACUUGAACGCGCUGAGGAAGGGCCCGCUGGGGCAAUGGACAGCGCGAGCGUGCAGAGCGGCGAUGCGAGUUCCCGGUCUAAGGACGCCUCGCCUGAGCGCGAGGGCAUCCAUACAUCAAACACCCUGGGCAGAGGCACCGUUCAUCUGGGAUCGCGCUCAGUCUUGGCUUAUAUAUUAAACAACAAGUCUGGAUCUGAUCAGCUGCAAACUCUGCUGGAGGGUGGGAUACUACCCAAGCUCGGGCUUGAUAACGAGUCUGCGACUUACCCGUUUGUUGAUUUGUGGUCGUCGGAUAUGUCGACCUUCGACAUUAGCGCUGUUUGCAGCGCGCUUCCGACUGAUCAACAGUGCAGAGAAUUCUUCUAUUAUUAUAAGGAUAUUGCCGGCGCAAUCUAUCCGGUUCUUGAAAAUGUCCAAGAAUUUGAGAGCACUCUUGAGCUUCUUAUGCAAAACAGAGCGGCCUCUGGCGGUGUUUAUCGAGAGGACGUCGAUGAUGCACAGACUCCUUUUGGUGUGAACAUUGCAUACCUAGGUCUCUUGUUUGCUGUCCUAGCAUCUGGCUGCCAGUCGUCCGAUCUUGGAAGCAAGGAGCGAGAGUUGACUUCGCAAGUCUAUGUCUGCUGCUCCUAUCAAUGCCUUCGCAUGACCAAUUUCUUAUCUCAGCCAACUAUUGAGGCAAUCCAAACGCUUUUGGUCAUUGGAAAUGUUCUGUCUUAUAACAUGAACCCCGGCAUUUCUUAUGUUCUGCUGGGCAUGACGCUUCGUAUGGGCUUGGCUCUUGGAUUGCAUGUUGAGUCGAGUAGGUUCUCGUCACCUGAGCGGUACCGCCGGCGACACGUCUGGUGGUCCAUGGCAUGGCAAGACAGUCAUUUCUCUCUUUCUUAUGACCGCCCUUCUACAACCGCAGUCAGCCAGCCAGAUAUUCCACAUCCCGAGGGCUCAAAAUCGGGCGAUUUGUCCUACUUUGAGACCCUCUGUCGCGUGAUUUCUCUGGCUUUGGAGGUUGUUCGUAUUCGAAUGCUGAGUCCCCAUGCACAGAUGAGCCUCGAGAGUAUUCAGGGCUACAAGGAAAGAAUCCAGAAGAUCAUGGUUGAAGCAAAGCCGCAUCUGCGGGAUGCGCAAUGGUGCACGUCCUCACCAGAGCAUCUGGAACGAGUUGUGCUCAAGUUGCACUCGUCCUAUUUCUCCUCUGAGCUCUGCCGCCCGUCGCUCAAGCCGUCGGUCGAUGCCAACGAUGCGGAUGCUGCGAGCAUGCGGGGAGACUGUGUUUUCAAUCUGAUGGCAACCGUGGAAGCUUAUAUUGAAAUGCACAAUAUCAGCUCCCAUGCGGCCCGUUCUUGGAUUGCGCUGCAGCGAGCAAUCAGCUCUGCCUUCCUCCUUGCCGUUAUUCAAGAAGCCAAAUCAAAUCCGACCGUUUGGAGCCUCCUACGCCAGCUAGAGGGUAUCAUAGCGCAGCGUGCCAGCAACGAGCGUGCGUACGAUACUGGUGAUGUCGCUGAUGCUGGUAACAGCAUGACCUCGCCACCACAGGGUGUGGCCACAUACGACCCCAUCACAGGUGCUACCCACCCACCGGGUUCUGUGCCACCCACCCUGGAUCCCCUUUCACCUGCUGCGGUCAAUCCGGAUUCCCAAACGCAGUGGGCUAAGUCGUUGGCCAAAACACAUCGCGCUUUGCAGAAGCUUCUUACGGCGUUCGGGAAUCAGCACACUCGCAGUAGUACUGGACGCAGCCCUGCUUAUAUGCAAUCAAACCUCAACGCGGCCUCUGGCCCCGCUUCCAUGGGCAACUUUGUCCCUCCUGUACCGGCAGCCAUGACCCCCAGCGUGAGCUCUCUUCCACCCCCUACUCCGGAAAGCUCAGGCAGUGGUGAAUGGACAAUUCCCAACAUAUUGGACCGCGCUUCAGAGUAUAUUCAUCCCCCGCUCUGGAGCUAG
This is a messenger RNA of Penicillium canariense, 2436 nucleotides long. Its product is annotated as putative C6 transcription factor. The transcript has 4 exons. Gene Ontology annotation, biological process: regulation of DNA-templated transcription; DNA-templated transcription. Gene Ontology annotation, molecular function: carboxy-lyase activity; zinc ion binding; DNA binding. Bases 1 to 2436 code for a protein of 811 amino acids. The record is from RefSeq and is a predicted model, not a curated record. NCBI's taxonomy places the organism in Eukaryota, Fungi, Ascomycota, Eurotiomycetes, Eurotiales, Aspergillaceae.